Molecule: messenger RNA, 665 nt
Organism: Corvus hawaiiensis (hawaiian crow)
Lineage: Eukaryota; Metazoa; Chordata; Aves; Passeriformes; Corvidae
Product: heat shock transcription factor, Y-linked-like
Exons: 2
Coding region: 70-501 (143 amino acids)
Biological process (GO): regulation of DNA-templated transcription
Molecular function (GO): DNA-binding transcription factor activity; sequence-specific DNA binding
Source: RefSeq, a predicted model, not a curated record
CUGCAGUCUGUUGGUGCCAGUUGGCCUUUGCCUGCCAGCUGGCGGGACACAGCCAAGCUGUCCAGGGCGAUGGCUACGGAGCGAGAGUUCUCAUCCCUGCGCUUUCCACAGAAGCUUUGGAAAAUGCUGGAAAGUGACCAGUUUCAGUCCAUUUGGUGGAGUGAGGGUGGAAAAUGUGUGGCCAUCAACAAAGAUCUCUUUGAAGCGGAGGUGCUGGGCAGGGAAGGACAACAGGUCUUCCACACACAGAAAAUUAAAAGUUUCAUGCGACAGCUGAACGCGUAUGGAUUCACCAAAAUGCAGCGGGAUAUCCAAAGAUCUGCCUCCCUGCCCGAAUUCCUAUCAGAGGAAGCAGCAGCUUCUGCUCACAGCCAGAUCCUCUACUACUAUAACCCCAGCUUCAACACAGCACAUCCCCGGCUGCUGGAAACGUGCAAGAGGAGAGGUGUCCUUAAAGGAAGGGGCCCAGACCCAGAAGAGAUGGAUGAACGACCCCUUUAGAAGCCCAGAUGGUCAACCCAAGCUUCAUGGAGAAGCAGAUCUGGGCUUUACACAGGCACCUGCUGGAGAGCAGUCAGCAGCCAGUCCAUAGCGUCUAAUUACUAGCGCUGUUCUUAGAUAGAGCUGAAUAGAGUUGGGAGAAAUAGAUUUGAGUUGGUAUUAAA